AUGACACAAUCCUAUGGGUUCACUUUUCCACCGCUGUCAGCAGCCAUCAACGUUGCACUGGCCACCGUUAGGUCUGCUAUGCCGGAUGCCGGUCAAUGUGCUGACUUGUUCCGCAAAUUCCGCGGUCAAGAGGAAGCUCCAUUAAAACCAAGGGACACAGAAUUGGAUGACUAUGGAACUGAAGGUCAGAGAUCGCGGGAAGAUUCAUGGGGAGAGGUUGGCAUUGAAGGUUCCAAACACAAGAUCAAUGAAUGGCAGGCAGCUUGGAACGUUACUAAUGCCAUCCAGGGAAUGUUCAUCGUAUCACUUCCGUUUGCAGUACUGCGUGGUGGUUAUUGGGCUAUCGCUGCUAUGAUUGGCAUUGCUCACAUUUGCUGCUAUACAGGAAAAAUCCUCGUAGAAUGUCUUUACGAAGUGGACUCUUCUGGCGUCCGGGUUCGAACCAGAGAUUCUUAUGUUGCUGUCGCAAAAGAUUGUUUCGGCAAGCGCUAUGGCCCUAUCCUCGUUAACUCUGCCCAACUGAUAGAGCUCUUAAUGACUUGCAUACUUUAUGUUGUUGUAUGCGGAGACCUAAUGGUAGGAACGUUCCCUGACUUCAUUGAUGCAAGAAGCUGGAUGUUACUAACUGGAAUUUUCCUUCUACCCCUAUCAUUCUUAAAAUCUCUCCAUCAUGUCAGUACCUUAAGUUUCUGGUGCACUAUGUCCCAUCUGCCGCAUAGAAUGCGAUUUACCGCAGCGAGCCAUUCAAAGAGAUCCUAUUUGCCACGAAAGAUGGGUUCUGUUUCUGAGCCUUGA
Nezara viridula (southern green stink bug) is the source of this 795-nucleotide messenger RNA. Lineage: Eukaryota; Metazoa; Arthropoda; Insecta; Hemiptera; Pentatomidae. The record is from the annotation of a GenBank genome assembly.